Molecule: messenger RNA, 1245 nt
Organism: Trichoderma gamsii
Lineage: Eukaryota; Fungi; Ascomycota; Sordariomycetes; Hypocreales; Hypocreaceae
Exons: 3
Coding region: 1-1245 (414 amino acids)
Molecular function (GO): FAD binding
Source: RefSeq, a predicted model, not a curated record
AUGGCUUUCAAAGUUAUCAUUAUUGGGGGUGGCCCUGUUGGACUUUUCCUUGCAAACAGCCUCCAAGCCGCUGGAAUUGACUAUGCGCUGUUCGAAAAGCGAAGCGCUGUGGCUCCCACAACUGCAUUUGGCAUUUUCCUUAUGCCUCAAGUCACGAGGAUGAUGGAACAGUUAGGCCUCUUGGAGAGUUUGAAGAAGGUGUCUCAUCAGAUGACGGGCAUGGUGCACCGCGACGCCAACGCAAAGCACCUAAGCGAAGAUCAGGAUUAUGCCGCGUUUUCUCAGAUCCACGGCUAUCCUGUCGUUGUCACAGAUCGUGCCAGCCUUUCUCAGGUUUUCCUUAGUGGUCUUGAUAAACCAGAAGAGCAUGUCUUUACCAGAAAAGAACUUACCAACAUUGUGUUCGGCAAAGACGGCGUGACUGUGGAAUUCGCUGAUGGCACAAGCCAUGAAGGAUCGAUUGUCAUCGGCGCAGAUGGCAUUUGGAGCUCAGUUCGUGACCACUUGCGUAAAGUCGCACCCGAGGGUCUAUUCGUUGAGAACCCCUUUACAGCGUCAUUCACUGGCGUUUUUGGCAGAGGACCGCUGUUUGACGAUAUUCCUUCCGGACAAGGAGCAGAGGUGCACGGAGAUGACUGGGUGAUCCAGGCAUUCCCUUCGCAGAAAGAGACGCACUUAUUUAUCUACAAGCGCAUCCCGAGAUGCACCGACAGAGUCCCCUUUACCACAAAUGUGCCGAAGGAUCUAGUUGAGGAGUUCGCAAAUGUCAAACUGACACCCAAGGUCACAUUUAAAGACUUGUGGGAUAAGCGGUUCGCUGCAGGCCACGCAAAUUUCGAGGAGGGUGUUGUGGAGCUGUGGCACUGGGACCGCGUUGCUCUUGUGGGGGACGCAGCUCACAAGAUGAACCCGAAAUGGGGCGUUGGCGCUAACAUCGGCAUGGAGGCUUCUGCCAAUCUCACUAACAAGCUUGCGGCCCUGUUGAAAAAUGGCUCAACACCUUCCACUGAAGAGCUCUCGCAAUUGUUUAAAUCAUACCAAGGAGAGAUGGAAGGCAAGGCCGGAACCUGGGAACGAAUUUCCAUCUCCAAUCUUGACCAAGCCACUCACCCAGGUGGGCCUCAGAUUGAUGCUAUGAGGCAAAUGGCCAUUAUUCGUGCUCCAUCUAUGAUUUCGAAGGCAUACAAGCUUGAAAACGCCCCUCACAAAGCAGAGAACCCCGCUCAACUCCCUUGGCUGUAUUAA